Messenger RNA from Marasmius oreades (fairy-ring Marasmius), 1950 nucleotides. RefSeq lists its product as uncharacterized. The record is from RefSeq and is a predicted model, not a curated record. The transcript is spliced from 2 exons. Lineage: Eukaryota; Fungi; Basidiomycota; Agaricomycetes; Agaricales; Marasmiaceae. The coding region runs from base 88 to 1950 and encodes 620 amino acids.
GUCUGCGAUGAUCAUUCAUGAGACGAUCGGACCCUGCCACGGUGCCACUCACUCACUCAUAACCUUCAAGUUCUUAGACUGACACAGAUGUCCACGCUCCCACUUGAAGAUAUAGAGGCAGGCCUUGCUGAUACCAGAAUCCGUGGAGUAGUUGCCACCUUGUGUGACAAGUGCAGCUUUUCGUUUGUCGCAACUGUCAUCCCUCUUCCUCCAAAACGAUGCCUCCAGUCAGAUUACGCUCCCACUGUACUAGAACUCUCCCAAAUACAUUCGGAUUAUCAAGAGGAAGAACUUCAGUUGAGGGAGUUCAACAAUGAAAUCACUCGCCUUCAUACAGUGUUAGGUCGGCUAACAGAAGCAAGAAAUCGGUUGGAGGAGCGUCUAUUUAGACGAAAAGCGGCCUUAUAUGCUGUUCGAAAGGUUCCCAUUGAGAUCUGGCAGAUGGUCUUCACUUGGGUUGGUGCAGAGAGAGUGUAUUCAUUUGACCUCACGGACCCAGAAGCAGCUCCCAUGAGAUCGAUCCCUCAUACUCUCUCCCGAGUUUGCAAGCAAUGGAAGAGAAUUGUUGAUUCAGUUCCUGUACUCUGGUCUUCGAUGCGGAUCAGGUUCUCCAAGCUGCAGACCGACAUUCGACCCUUGCUCACCGAGCAUCUUGAAAAAUCACGCACAAACCCACUCAGAAUUUCAUUUGAGGAAGAGAAUCCCAAUUUUCCACAUCGUGGUUUCCCCAUGCACCCAUACCAUCAACAUCUCAACCCCAUCCAGGAACAAUGUUUCUUACACCUAAUGACCAGAAUGGCGCCGCGUUGUGAAGAGCUUGAGUUCUGUUUCCCUUACGACCUACGCGAACCACCCCUAAACAUUAAACUUCCCCUUCUACGUUCAUUCCGUUCAGAUCUACUCCCUCACCAGCACGAGAAUACGAUGUGGUUAUGGAACAAUGCUCAACGUGCUUCUCACCUCGAGCACCUCUCAUUGUACUAUCUGCCCGAAGUUCCGGAAAUCGCUACAGAAAGGCUAUUAUCUCUCGAAUUUCAGGAUGUUCCUAACGGCUCCAGCUUCCUAACGCUACUACAGGAAUGCCACUGUCUAGAGUCCCUGGUCGUCAAAGACGUUCACUUUGAUCAAAAUGACUCGGUCGUCCAAAACAUUGACGCUAUUCAUCUACCCCACCUCCAACGGAUGUCGUUGGGAACAGAGGAGGAGCCCCAAACCUUGGCUUUUUUUUUCGACGCUCUGGAUGCCCCUUGUCUCACCGCGGUCCAGCUCGAAUUCAAUAUAAUCCCCGAAGAGAUGGACGAUUUUGACGAUGAGGAAACCGGAGAAGUAUCGUUUCCUCAAGAGGCGGUCAUCGGGAUGUUGAAGCGUCACUCUCCCUCUCUUCGACAACUCGGUUUGACUUUUCAUCGAGACGACGAGGAGUCGGUCCUGGUGGACUUUUCAUGGUCGGGAAUAUUACAGGCGGUGCCUGAAUUGAGGCGUGUGAGCUGUUUUGCGGAUUUUUUCCACCUUGAUUCGAAUCUCGCUGAAGUUCGAACGCUCUUGUCCUCCCUCCAAUGUCCGACUUCACCUUCCUCUUCGGAGGGUGUGUUGGUUCCAAGGUUGGAGGAAGUUUUUUUAAGACUGGGGGAGGGUUGUAAACCGGACCAGGGACAGUCUGAGGCGCUUUGGAAAGCCAUGAUUGAGAUGGCGGAGUCUAGAAGCAAUGAUCGCCUAUCUGCUGAGGCGAACAUCACACCCUUGAGGGCGCUAUGUGUUACGUGGUUAGGUGAAGAAGAAGGCAGUGUUUGUGGCUUGAGUGAUGGUAAGAAUAAUUGGUUUCCCUUGGAUGAAGCAUUAUCUGGAAGACUGAACGCCUUGGAAUUGAGUGGUACAACCUGUUUUUUUGUUGAUUUGCAAAAGUAUUUGGCGGAGUUGCGUUGCGAAAUCGGAUAUUUAGGUAUGCUUUAG